Molecule: messenger RNA, 3281 nt
Organism: Scatophagus argus
Lineage: Eukaryota; Metazoa; Chordata; Actinopteri; Scatophagidae
Gene: peak3
Product: PEAK family member 3
Exons: 4
Coding region: 376-2226 (616 amino acids)
Biological process (GO): protein phosphorylation
Cellular component (GO): focal adhesion; actin cytoskeleton
Molecular function (GO): protein kinase activity
Source: RefSeq, a predicted model, not a curated record
GCUUCACGUUGCCACUGUGGAUCAGCUGCGACCGACAGAAGGAAAGAAACAAAAACGCAAAUCGAAGGGGGCUUUGCUACAACUGUUCUUCCCCAUCUGUCAGGUCGAGGUUAGCUCAGAGAGCAGUUUUGCCCUCAAAACAGACUACUUUUCCGGUACCAACCUCAAGCGCUGACGAUCAGGAGAGAGAGAGAGAGAGAGAGAGAGAGAGAGAGAGAGAGAGAGAGAGAGAGUAACUGAUAUUGAUGAGAAGUCUCUCAGAGAGGCACUCAGUCAGCCACCUGUGAGCUUCAAAUACAUUGCUGUUCAGUGACAGAAGUGAACUGCCACAGAGGUGGAGGAGCAGGUUAGGUGGUGCAACUUUGUGCAGUCCUGAUGGCUUCUGAUCCUGGCAGCGGAGCGGAGGAACAGCCGCCGGUGCUGCCUGUCAAACAGCGCAGGAGUCAGUCCUCCAGACACUCCAGUGUGGAGUCUGACUGUGUUAUGCUCAGCCCUGUUGGACAUGAGCGUGAAAACUUCGCGUGCAGCGACGUCUUCCCUGAACCCACUGAUUGUAACGCAGUCCGGUGUCCCAUACACCAGCGCUACGAUCCUUCCCGACACCUGGUGAGGUUCUUCUCUGACGAUAACCCUCCGCCUGUUCCAAAGAAGAGGUUAGCUCGCACCUUCUCCCUCCCUGCCACCUGUGCACCUCCGUUCUCUCCUCUGUGUCCACCACAAAGACAACCUCAGAACUUUGACAACCCCCUGUACAUGUUGGCACCUAUACCUGAUGACUAUUUCCACGAGGAGACAGCAGAGUUUAAACCAGUCAGCCGGUCUCCUGUCCCCUUACUGUCCUUCUCCCAGCUGUCCUUUGACACCCCAGAUGAACAUCUGCCCUACAUCUUCAGCAGCUUUGACGACCAGAGGGUCGUCUUUCAGGGGAUUCAGCAUCGACAUCUACUCUUUCUGAGAAGUAUGGCGCAGAGCAUGGAUGCCGGGAUCCUGCUGCAGUCGGACGCCGCAGAAAGGGACAUCAGCUCAUACCCACCUCAGGAUUUCCUGCUGUGUGAGGGCAGUGAACCAAAGCAGGUCGGCGACACGGUUUACUACAGAGUGCGCAGCCCCAGGCUCCCAGGGAGGGUGCUUGGUUUACGGGUACACAAGCAGACUGAUGAAACCUCCUCUGCUCACACCAAAAGCCAGCCAUUACAUGUCAACGUGCAAGAUGUUAUUAUUCAUUUCCAAACAAGCAACACCUCGAGGAAUGACUCCAGCGUGCUUCAAAUUCAAGACCCUCCUAGUCCUUUUAAGACAGGCUGCACCUUUGCUGAACCACCAGGUGGAGGCAGCACUGAGUGUGCCAUAGAUAACAGUAGCCAGCUCUCAGUCCAGUCUUUCCUCAUGAAAGGUCACUCGGUGAGUGUCGAGAGAGACCUGCCACAAGCCAGUCUGGAGGACUUUGUUCAGAGUAACAGCCUGCUGCGGAGUACAGAUUGUUUGACUUAUGACAGACAGGUAUGUAUUCUGUUGCUGCAGAUAUUUAUGGGCUUGCAACAUCUGUACAACAUCAGUGCCUCUGCAGCUGAGCUCAGACCUCGGGAGAUCUUUUUAGUGUGGCCUGAGAGAGAGAAGGAACAGGGAGGAAACAAGCAAGAACAGGAUGCUUCUGAGACCAGCAUACUGACAGAAGAAAUGGAGUGGGAAAAGAUGGAGAAAAAAGGAAACAUCCAGAUGUUAUGGAGAACACGUGGUUCCCCUCGUGUGGUGCUAACCCCGCACGCAUCUGCUCUUCCCAUGCCUCAAACUCUGUUCUACAUCAAAUCCCAAACAGGAGCCCUAAUUCAAUACUGCCUCCACUCACAAGAGACACCUCCGGACACAGAUCCCACUCUGUCCAAGUCUUCAUACCGAAGGGGGCUUCUUUAUCUGGCCUCUGUGCUCCAGAGUGAGGGCAGCGGGCCACAGCUGGCAGACAUGGUGACCAUGCUUCAGGUGCUCCUCUGGGGGCCACGUGCCCCACUCUUCAACCACCACCAUCACCCUAUGACCACCACUAUACACAACUGGCUGACAAUCAAGCGGGCCCUGCUGGUGAUGAAGUUGGCAGAAAGAGGUCUGGUCCAGGAUCUGUCCGCUCUGGACUGGGAGGACUGUAUGUGCCUGCAGUACCUGUCAUUUACAGACUCUGAGGCGGUUGUGAGCGCCAUCAGUCAGCUAUGGCUCACUCUGAAUGAGAACUGAGAUUUAUAUUCAACAUGUGAAAGUCAAUCAUGAGAUGAACUCACUCCUUUGAUAACUCAUGGGUAUUUACAGUCCAACAUGGCAAGUUGUUAAAUCUGCAAUGGUGACCAACAGUGGUCAGGAAUACACCAAGAAUGUGUAUGCUGCCCUCAUCCUCCAAUAUGAACUAUUAGGAUGUUCAUGUAGGUUACUGCUAUUCAUUAUAUAAAGUUAAGUAAGAUGCUGCACUCUAACUGAACAUUCAUUGCUUCAAUAUUAAAGGUCCUGAAAACGAUUUUGUAACAAGAUGUUCUUUUGUGUUCUUCUCACUGGUUUGAAAGAGGCAAGACUCGCUUAGAAAGAGCUGAUGUCACAGAUCUCCAACCACCAAUCAGGAUUUCAGGAUUUAGCAAUAUCUGAAUCUCAAAUCUCAUAGGCCAAACUCGCUGUUAAACUUUUAAUAACUAACUUUGAUUACUCUUGAAUCAUGUGAUCAUCUUAAGAAAUCAUUAAGUUAACAACAAUAGCGAGCCACUAAACACAAGCAUGAAAAAUAUAUAGUCAGACAACACGUUAUGUCCUAGCUCCUCUGAUGCACACUGAGACCUAAACUCACGCACGCCGCCUGUCUUCACAAGACCACAGAUGCCACUGUCUACGGUGAGCACUUUUAUUUAGUAGUUACAACAUGCAGAUUUCUAUCAAGUGAAUCAAAGCAACAAAUGAAAGUCAUGCACACAUUAAAAAAAAAUCAAUAUAAACAUGAGAAUCAAAUGAUAAUUACUAUAAAACAUACCUACUUACAUGAGUAAGAUGAAUUAAAAUUUAUCAUAAAUAUUACACUGUAGAGAUGAUCGUCAGGGUGCUCGAGGGGUGGGAAGGUUCGGUCAGCACUACACAUCAUGGAAAGUAAUACAGUGGUGAGGACACUGCCCGGAUAUUAUGUGGGCGUCAGCUUUACAUUCCUGGUAUAUUAACAUCUUACCUUAGUGCAAAUAGCAUUGAAACACAGCACAUGGUAGGUAAUGGUAAAACACAAAGGAACCUCAGACAGGAAACCUCCACCAUACAUAAUU